This is a messenger RNA of Eublepharis macularius, 2948 nucleotides long. RefSeq names its product SREBF pathway regulator in golgi 1 (gene SPRING1). The transcript has 5 exons. The coding region runs from base 734 to 1351 and encodes 205 amino acids. The record is from RefSeq and is a predicted model, not a curated record. Gene Ontology annotation, biological process: positive regulation of SREBP signaling pathway. Lineage: Eukaryota; Metazoa; Chordata; Lepidosauria; Squamata; Eublepharidae.
GCAAAGUAACCCGCCCGCUUGCUUCCUUCGGCCUGUAGGAAGCGGAUCGGGGCUCGCCGCUGUUGGAAUGCCACCACUGGGGCUUUGGGGCGUGGGAGGAAAGGCAAAGGGGAGGAAUCGGUCUCUGCCCUCCCUCUCCCGUUAGUGCAGAUCGGCUAGAGGCUGGGGGUCUUGCUUUGGAGAGGUGUGUGGGUGAUAGGGAAUGGAAAAUGCCUGGAGAUUUGGAGAUAGUGCCUGAGAAGGGUAGGGUUUUUGGCGGGGUGGAGGACCUCGGUGGGGUAUAAUAUUCCCUAAAGUCCACCCUCCACAGCAGUCAUUUCCUCCAGGGGAACUGAUCUCUGUAGCCUGGUUGUAAUUCUGAGAGAUCUCCACCCCCCGCCAGGAGGUUGGCAACCACAGUGGGUAGCUUGAUCAUGUUCGAAACAGCCUAUUGCUUUUCUUCAGAUGUGAGAGUGGAAGACCUGUUCUCUUUCUGGUCGAAUUGCCCAUCUUUCUCUAACCCCUUCUUUCCCCUGUGUGAGCCAGGCUUGGUGUGAGAUCGUUGCCCCCCACCCCAGAUUGCAGCUUCAGGCCUAGCGUGGGAUGGGGUGGGGGUUGCCCGUCCCCCACCAGGCUCCCAGAUGGGCUAGCAAAGCCAAAGAGCAGGGCAGCAGAAAGGCCCGAUCCUCAAAGCAACCAGGCUUCGAGCCUUCCACUUCUCUGGUGGCAUUGAGCAAGCUGUGGGGAACCAUCCAUGGUGCAGCUCCUAGCCCUGGUGUGGCGGAGGCUGCUGCGGAAGCGCUGGGUCCUGGGCGUCAUCUUUGGCCUCUCCCUCAUCUACUUCCUCAGUAGCACCUUCAAGCAGGAAGAAAGAGCCGUCCGAGAUCGGAAUCUCCUCCAGGUGCAAAAUGAAGACCAUCCCCUUGCAUGGAAAGUGCAGUUUCAUUCAGGGAACAGCAGCCAGCCGAGCAACCAAUGUCGAAAUUCCGUCCAAGGGAAACUCCUCAUUACAGAUGACCUGGGCUACAUCUGCGAAAGGAGGCACUUGCUGGUGAACGGCUGUUGCAACGUUGAUGCCCCCAGCACAAAGCUGUACAGCUGUGACACUUGCCUCCCCAAUGGCUGCUGCAGUGUGUAUGAGGCAUGUGUCUCCUGCUGCUUGCAGCCCAACAAGCAACGCCUCUUGGAACGUUUUCUGAACCGAGCAGCUGUUGCCUUCCGGAACCUGUUCAUGGCAGUGGAAGAUCACUUCGAAUUAUGCUUGGCCAAGUGUAGGACCUCAUCACAGAGUGUGCAGCAUGAAAACACCUACCGUGACCCCAUUGCAAAAUACUGCUAUGGCGAGUAUCCUCCAGAGCUCCUGCCUGUGUGAAAGCGGCGAGAAACUGGAGGCGAUGCGGCGGGAGGCUGAAGAUGCAGCAAGCAGGAGAGCAAAAUCACCACGGCUUGUGUGAGCCUUUGGCUUUAGAUCCUCCUGCUACAGUUUGCAAGAAUUCCCACCAAGAACUGCAUCCUUUUAACUGCCUGCGGGCAUCUCCCUGCAGUUACAAAAUGUGCGGAGAGCGAUGGAAACCUUUCCGGUACGGAACCAGGCUCUGAAGACUGGGCCCAGGCUGUUGAGCCCCAUGUUAAAAUGAGCAUGCUGAAGUUGAAACGUCUAGCUCUGUAGAUCACGAACCUUCUGGAUCCUGUUAUGAAGAAUGAUUUCUACUCCACUACAUGGGCAAACACCCCCUGGCUCUUGGUGGGGGGGGGCGGCGGGACUUGCGUUGCACCUGUGACAUGACCCCUUUUAUGUAAAUAUGAUUUAUUUAUUGAGGAUCCCACAGAAGUUUGCAUUGGCUCCAAUGGACUCUGAUGGUUCCUGAAGCAGAAAGGCAUCGUCGGUGGACUGUGUUGGAAUAAGGCGCCCAAUUUAUUUUGUUUUAAUCGGGUUGUUUUACUGGAUUGCUCUUCCAUCUUGUCCUGCAAGCUUGCUGCACCCAUGGGUUUCAUUCAUGGUCUGAUGCUUUGGUGUAACCUCCCUUUAAAAUGAUUGAGGGGGUGCCAACCAAGUAGGGUUGUCCUCUCUAGGAGGGGCCUGGAAUUCUCCCAGAAGUAGAACUAAUCAGACUACAGAGAUCAGUUCCCCUGGAGGAACUGAGAGGCUUCAGAGAGAAGACUCUCUGGCAUCACAUCCCUGUUGAGCUCCCUCCCUUCUUCAAACUCCACCCUCUCCUCGCACCACCCCAAAUCUCCAGGAAUUUCCCAAGCUUGAAUUGGCAACCCUGCAACCAAGGUGUGGCAUACAGCAUCCUUCCCUCCCACCCGCCCCGUUUCACAUAAUCUCUGGACUUUGAACUUGCUGCUUCCAAAUGGAGCGGAUAACUAGUUCCUCUACUGGUGGACAAUCUUGGGAUUUAAUAAUGAAGACUAUUACAAAUUUGGCAGAAGAAGCUCUUCCCGAGACUGUCUGGACUGCCAGUGCAUUCAUGAGGCAGGAAGUUGUGGUUUGCAGCCAUUCGCCAAUCCUGAGCAGGAAGGAAAAGGCAGCCAAUGAGCCACCAUGUCUUGCUGCUCCAGGUGUGCUCGGUUUGCAACUGUGUUACCUUUUAAGGAUGUAGCCCCUCCACUCCCAGCACACCAGUCGCUACUCUUGCAAGGGGUCAGCUGCGGAUCUGGGCAGGGCCUGCUGCAGGUUCUGGACUAGCUGGAGAAAUCUCUAGCUGCGGAAUGCUUUAAUGUUAGUGGUGGAACUCUCAUCUUUUCUUCCAAGGGCAUGUUUGUAUAUUCUUAAGCAGCUCUUGAUGUACUUCCUCUGUUCUGAAAAAAGAAUGUAUCUGAAGUCCCUCAGAGCUGGGGGACACGCACUGGUCUCCUAGUUGCUGCUGUGCUAGGCAGAAAACCAGAGGUUUUUUGGAGACCUGAAAGUCUAACUUUCCUUCUCCAUUAUGGUGCACAAAUCCAAAAUACACUCCUUCACAAACUGA